AGCUGCUAGAGUCCCCUCCCCUGGGCAAGUCCCGUUUUUUUUUUUAAUUAAGAAAAUAAAAACUAGGAUUUUGGGAAGCAAUGAGACACCCUUCCACCCACCGACAGAACCCCAGACUGAGUGGCUUACAGAUCAGCCAAUCAAUCGCAGAGCUCUGAAUGCUUAAAAGAGCUGGCGGGGAGAGAGGCUGGGAGAGCCCACGGGGAGACCCACAGACUCAUAGAUACAGAGAGAUAGAGGAGGAGAUAGACUGAGACAAAGGCACAGCAGGAGAGACAAAGAGGAGGCGCAGGAGGAGAGUUUGGAGGAGCGACCCCUGAGCAGCUUUCCUAAGUCAAAGGGUUAAGUUUUCUUCAUCUCCUGUGAAGGUCCUCAGGCCCUCUGAAAACUGCCCGUGGCCUUGGCACGGGGGAACCCUAAACUUUAGACAGGAGCUUUAUAUCUGGGGGUGUGGAGGACUUAGUGCCCCCAGAUGGCCUCUGUCCCUGCCAGCGGCAGCACCCGUGCCAGGUCUCUGACAGGCUCGCGUCCCGAGAGGGGCCUGGCCAGGAGUGGGCUGUGGAAAGUCCAACCCCGCCUGCUGCCCUCCGCUGCACCUCUCUCAGGACUGGUGUGGCUGCUUCUGCUGCUGGUGUCCCUCCUGCCCUCAGCCUGGCCAGCCAGCCCCCUCCCUCGGGAGGAGGAGAUCGUGUUUCCAGAGAAGCUCAACGGCAGCGUCCUGCCUGGCUCCGGCGCCCCAGCCAGACUCUUGUAUCGUUUGCCAGCCUUUGGGGAGACGCUGCUGCUAGAGCUGGAGCAGGAUCCCGGCGUGCGGGUCGAGGGGCUGACUGUGCAGUACCUGGGCCAGGCGCCUGAGCUGCUGGGAGGAGCGGAGCCGGGCACCUACCUGACUGGCACCAUCAAUGGAGAUCCGGAGUCCGUAGCAUCUCUGCACUGGGACGGGGGAGCCCUAUUAGGGGUGUUGCAGUACCGAGGGGCUGAACUCCACCUCCAGCCCCUGGAAGGGGGCACUCUUAACUCUGCUGGAGGGCCUGGGGCUCACAUCCUUCGCCGGAAGAGUCCUGCCAGCGGCCAGGGUCCCAUGUGCAACGUCAAGUCUCCUCCUAGGAGUCCCCAUCCCAGCCCCCGAAGAGCUAAGCGCUUUGCAUCACUGAGUAGAUUUGUGGAGACCCUGGUGGUGGCCGAUGACAAGAUGGCAGCAUUCCACGGCGCAGGCCUAAAGCGCUAUCUGCUCACAGUUAUGGCAGCAGCAGCCAAGGCCUUCAAGCACCCAAGCAUCCGCAAUCCUGUCAGCUUGGUGGUGACUCGACUAGUGAUUCUGGGGUCAGGCCAGGAGGGCCCUCAAGUGGGGCCCAGUGCCGCCCAGACGCUACGCAGCUUCUGUGCCUGGCAGCGAGGCCUCAACACCCCCGAGGACUCAGACCCUGACCACUUUGAUACAGCCAUUUUGUUUACCCGUCAGGACCUGUGUGGGGUCUCCACUUGCGACACACUGGGCAUGGCUGAUGUGGGGACUGUGUGUGACCCAGCUCGGAGCUGUGCUAUUGUGGAGGACGACGGGCUCCAGUCAGCCUUCACUGCUGCUCAUGAACUAGGCCAUGUCUUCAACAUGCUUCAUGACAACUCCAAGCCGUGCAUUAGUUUGAAUGGGCAGGGAAGCACCUCCCACCAUGUCAUGGCCCCUGUGAUGGCCCAUGUGGACCCCGAGGAGCCCUGGUCCCCCUGCAGUGCCCGCUUCAUCACUGACUUCCUGGACAAUGGCUAUGGACACUGUCUCUUAGACAAGCCAGAGGCUCCCCUGAAUCUGCCUGUGACUUUUCCUGGCAAGGACUAUGACGCUGACCGCCAGUGCCAGCUGACCUUUGGGCCCGACUCGCACCACUGUCCACAGCUGCCACCACCCUGUGCCGCUCUCUGGUGCUCUGGCCACCUCAAUGGCCAUGCCAUGUGCCAGACCAAGCACUCACCCUGGGCCGAUGGCACCCCCUGUGGGCCCACACAGGCCUGCAUGGGAGGUCGCUGCCUCCACGUGGACCAGCUCAAGGACUUCAAUGUUCCACAGGCUGGUGGCUGGGGUCCUUGGGGACCAUGGGGUGACUGUUCUCGGAGCUGUGGUGGUGGCGUCCAGUUCUCCUCCCGGGACUGCACGAAGCCUGUGCCCCGGAAUGGCGGCAAGUACUGUGAAGGCCGUCGCACUCGUUUCCGCUCCUGCAACACUGAGAAUUGCCCAACUGGCUCAGCAUUGACCUUCCGCGAGGAGCAGUGUGCUGCCUACAACCAUCGCACUGACCUCUUCAAGAGCUUCCCGGGGCCCAUGGACUGGGUUCCUCGCUAUGCAGGUGUGGCCCUCCGGGACCAGUGCAAACUCACCUGCCAGGCCCAGGCACUGGGCUACUACUAUGUGCUGGAACCACGGGUAGUAGAUGGGACCCCCUGCUCCCCAGACAGCUCCUCAGUCUGUGUCCAGGGCCACUGCAUCCACGCUGGCUGUGACCGCAUCAUUGGCUCCAAGAAGAAGUUUGACAAGUGCAUGGUGUGCGGUGGGGACGGCUCGAGCUGCAGCAAGCAGUCCGGCUCCUUCAGAAAAUUCAGGUACGGAUACAACACCGUGGUCACUAUCCCUGCAGGGGCCACCCAUGUCCUUGUUCGCCAGCAAGGGCCCCCUGGCCCUCGGAGCACUUACUUGGCCCUGAAGCUCGCAGAUGGCUCCUAUGCCCUGAAUGGUGAAUACACACUUAUGCCCUCCCCCACAGACGUGAUACUGCCUGAGGCAGUCAGCUUGCGCUACAGUGGGGCCACUGCGGCCUCAGAAACACUGUCAGGCCAUGGGCCACUGGCCCAGCCCUUGAUGCUACAAGUCCUGGUGGCUGGCAACGCACAGAAUGUUCGCCUUCGGUACAGCUUCUUUGUGCCCCGGCCAGCCCCUUCCACACCACGCCCGCCACCCCAGGACUGGCUGCACCGCAGGGCACAGAUUCUGGAGAUCCUCCGGCGGCGCCCCUGGGCGGGCAGGAAAUAACCUCACCAUCCCGGCUGCCCUUUCUGGGCACCGGGGCCUCAGACUCAGCUGGGAAAUUGAGGGAGGUCUGCCACUGCCUCCUUGCUAAG
Molecule: messenger RNA, 3108 nt
Organism: Fukomys damarensis (Damara mole-rat)
Lineage: Eukaryota; Metazoa; Chordata; Mammalia; Rodentia; Bathyergidae
Gene: Adamts4
Product: ADAM metallopeptidase with thrombospondin type 1 motif 4
Exons: 9
Coding region: 473-3019 (848 amino acids)
Biological process (GO): proteolysis; extracellular matrix organization
Cellular component (GO): extracellular matrix
Molecular function (GO): metalloendopeptidase activity
Source: RefSeq, a predicted model, not a curated record